AUGCAUCAACUUCGACUCUUGGGCAGUCUGGUUCUACUGGCUCUUCUGUUACUUGUAUCUCGGCGUUCUGAAGCAUCAAUCUACAAUAUACUUGGAUUUUUUUCCAAGAUAGAAUUGCCACCACAUGCCUCAUCCACUAUUGCGCGCUGUCGUCAAUUAGACAUGCAGGCGGGACCUUCGGAUGACUUUUGGAGUCGUUCAGCCUCUGACCGUUUCGAACCAGGAACAAAACCCAUACUGAUUCAGGACGGAAAAAUAUGGACUGGCGGUGAGAAUGGGACAGAAAUCAUCUGCGGAGAUGUUCUUCUCGAAAAAGGUCUCAUCAAGAGCAUCAGCCGGUUUUCUGUCGAGUCCCUUCUGGCUUAUGGGAGUGACAUUGUCGUCGUUGACGCGAAGGGAUCCUGGAUUACCCCGGGCAUCGUUGAUGUUCAUUCCCAUUUGGGUGACGCCUCGUCUCCCGCCCUCUCUGGCGCAGUAGAUGACAACUCUGGAAAGGGUACUAUCCAGCCCUGGCUUCGAAGUCUUGACGGACUCAAUACCCAUGAUGAAUCAUACCAGCUCUCUAUCGCGGGUGGUGUGACCACGUCUUUGAUUCUCCCAGGCUCAGCCAGUGCUAUAGGUGGUCAGGCAUUUGUGAUGAAACUUCGCGAAACCAAAGAGCGUUCUCCGUCAUCGAUGUUGCUUGAACCCCCCUAUCACAUCAAUUCUUCAUUCCCAGAUCCAAAUCUCCCACCCAGGUGGCGUCACAUGAAACAUGCAUGUGGCGAAAAUCCUUCCGAUGAGUACAAUGACACGCGCAUGGACACUAUUUGGGAAUUCAGAAAGGCGUAUAACAAGGCCACUCAAAUCAAAGAACGGCAAGAUGAAUAUUGCGCUCAAGCUCUAUCUGGGAACUGGGAAGGACUUGGAGAAUUUCCCGAUGAUCUGCAGUGGGAGGCUUUAGUUGAUGUGGUUAGAGGCCGAGUAAAGGUUAACACGCACUGUUAUGAAGCUGUCGAUUUAGAUGGAUUGGUCAGGCUUUCCAACGAGUUCAAAUUCCCGAUUGCUGCUUUUCAUCACGCCAGUGAAGCUUAUCUGGUUCCGGACCUCCUGAAGAAAGCAUACGGUCAAACACCUGCCGUAGCUCUAUUUGCUACGAAUGGCCGAUAUAAACGCGAGGCAUACAGGGCGUCUGAAUUCGCUCCAAGAAUUCUCGCAAAACACGGCAUCACUGUGGUUAUGAAGAGCGAUCAUCCAGUACUGAAUUCGAGAUACCUUCUAUACGAAGCCCAACAGGCGUAUUUUUACGGCCUUCCGGAAAACCUAGCUCUUGCCUCAGUGACCAGCAAUUCCGCCAAAGUGAUUGGUAUGGAUCACCGAAUCGGGCACAUCAAAGAGGGUUACGAUGCAGAUCUCGUGAUUUGGGACAGCCAUCCGCUUGCCCUUGGUGCAACACCUUCUCAAGUCUUCAUCGACGGCAUACCGCAAUUGGAUUCGCCGUAUGUUGUUCACAAGCCGAACCAUUUCCAAGUCACCCCCAAAGUGCCUAACUUUGACAAGCAAGCCGACGAAGCAGUGGAGUACGAGGGCUUACCACCUUUGACUCCGACGAAGGCUCGACAUGAUACAACCAUUUUCUUGAACGUCAAAGCGGUUUUCGAAAGAACCACGGGGGCCGUUCAACAAGUAUUUUCGGCUCAGGAUGAGGCGGAACUCGGUGUCGUUGUCACUCGCAAUGGUUCUAUCGUCUGCUCGGGGGAACGAGUCAGCUGUUACACCCCCGCGUUUUUCGGUGCCGAUGCCCAGGUUGUUGACCUUGAAGGUGGAUCUAUCUCACCUGGCCUUGUCUCCUUUGGUUCCCCACUUGGUCUGCAGCAUAUAGAUCUGGAGCCUUCGACCCAGGAUGGUUAUGUGUUCGAUCCCUUUUCUCCAAAAGGUGUCCCUGAGAUUGUGGGUGGCGACUAUGCGCUUGUGCAUGCUGUUGACGGUUUGGAGUAUGGCAGCCGGGACGCCUUAUUAGCAUACAGGGCGGGAGUGACAACCGGGAUCACUGCCCCCAGUCAUAAAGGGUUUUUCGCUGGUCUGGGGACCUCCUUUUCUCUUGGUGCUGCACAUCGGCUAGAACCUGGCGCUGUUUUGACGGAGACUACCGCGGUUCAUGUUUCUGUCAGGCACAUAGGAACGCCCAGUGUGAGUACACAAAUUGCUGUGCUACGUCGACUUCUUCUUGGUCCCCAAGAAGGAGCAGCAGGCUACUGGUUUAAUAAGGUCAAAGAGGGUGAGAUACCGCUUGUUGUGGAAGCCCACAGUGCAGAUAUAAUCGCGACCUUGGCAAUCUUGAAAAGUGAAGUGGAAGCGGAGACACGUAAAACUUUGAAGUUGACCAUUACUGGUGGAACCGAAGCACAUCUCCUUGCAAAAGAGCUCGCCGAAGCACAUAUUGGUGUUAUCCUCUCGCCCUCACGACCGUUUCCAUAUGUUUGGGAGGAUAGACGAAUCCUACCUGGACCGCCCAUUACGAGAGACAGUGCAAUCGUCAACUUGAUUGAGAACGGCGUUGUCGUUGGCAUUGGUUGCGAAGAAAUUUGGUCUGCGCGUAAUCUUCCUUUUGAUGUUGCAUGGGCUGCUAUCGAAGCAGGAGGAAGACUUUCGAGAGAACAGGCUUUUGCAAUUGGUUCAACGAACAUUGAGAAACUCCUUGGGAGCAAGGUUGAUUCUGAUAAAACGGACCUCGUUGCGACUCAGAGAGGAGAUCUUCUAGAUGGAUCAAGGGUGGCUGCUGUGAUAUCGCCUACGCGUCAAGGAGUUUUUGUAUUCAGCUGA
Molecule: messenger RNA, 2802 nt
Organism: Laccaria bicolor S238N-H82
Lineage: Eukaryota; Fungi; Basidiomycota; Agaricomycetes; Agaricales; Hydnangiaceae
Product: carbohydrate esterase family 9 protein
Exons: 18
Coding region: 1-2802 (933 amino acids)
Biological process (GO): purine nucleobase catabolic process
Cellular component (GO): cytoplasm
Molecular function (GO): allantoinase activity
Source: RefSeq, a predicted model, not a curated record